GUUCGAAUAGCUGAGAAGCCGCGGCAGAUCCACCACUGCGCAAUAUCACACAAUCCUCUCAGAGACCGCCAUGUCACCUUGCGCAAUGGCGACUUUCGCAUCCUGGACUUCAGGCGUUCCUCUCGGCACAAGUGCCCCUGCGAUAGCGUAAUUACCUCUGGACACCAGUUGCCUGAUGUUAGCACCUUCGGCUGCUGGAAUUUAUGGGCCGUUUGC
Gloeophyllum trabeum ATCC 11539 is the source of this 216-nucleotide messenger RNA. RefSeq lists its product as uncharacterized. The annotation marks the transcript as partial. The transcript has a single exon. The record is from RefSeq and is a predicted model, not a curated record. NCBI's taxonomy places the organism in Eukaryota, Fungi, Basidiomycota, Agaricomycetes, Gloeophyllales, Gloeophyllaceae.